UUUAGUGUAGAGAAUAAUAAACUUGGCAAAAUUAAUACAACAUCUUUAUAGUUAAAAUAAGGUAUCUGUAUGUUUAUUUCUCUGUUCAUAGUCUAGUCGUCUCUGUAGUGCACAUCCAGAGAUGCUUCUGGUUUGUGUGUCCCUGUUGACUGGCUCUGAGCACUACACGAUGAUGAAGGAUUAUAGUAGGUUAAUCUGCUUUCCCGCCAUCUGCCUGCUCCACACAAAUUAAACCUGAAGGCAAAGCCACACUCACAAAUGUUGAUGAAGGUAAAUUGGCAGGUGUUUCAUUUUGUGAUCCGCACAGAUGCUCUUCUGCAGAAAAGUAAUAUGAAAACGCGUAUGUGUAAAGAUAAUGUAGCAAAUUUACUUACUGAAGUUUGAAUCUCUCGAUUUUCAAUCAAAACAUAUUUAUACAGCUUUAUCUCCUUGAUUGACACAUAAAGUUGUAAAUGUAAAAAUGGAUGAACACAAAUUAAAAAUGUAUUCAUUAAUAAAAAUGUCCAAAAACACAAUGACUGUAAAUAAUAAAACACUUAAUGUUUACAUAUUACGGUAUGCCUCGAUGACUGAGUGUGGUAUUUUUAUCCUCUUUACUAAAUUACAAAUUUCUAUAUGAAGUAUAAAAUUAGUACUGUAUAAAAUUCAAAAUGGUGAUUUGAGUCUUACAUAGAGACUUAUUAAUAAUGCUUUGUUCACUAGUCUGUAACAAAUUCGUUCAUUAGAGAUAAAAUUGAUGAAGUAUUUAAGUUAAAUCAAACACUGUAACUCAUAAAAUACAUGUUUAUGUCAUAUAUGUUUGUUAUGAACCUCUUGUGAGCUCUGUUUUACUGGAAAAGACGCAAACACUGGGUUGUAAGAAUGUUCUGAGGGUUAAGUCGUGUCAUUGGAUUAGGCACUUAGCACCUGCUUUAACUCUCAUCCAUUUGCAAUAAACAGAAGGACCCUACUGUAGAUUUCUUCACUAGUGCAUGAUCUGGACUGCAUUUCUUUAAUAGGAUGAAGAAUACUAUGGAAAUACUAUUUUCAUUAUUUCUUCUGCUAAUAUACUUCUGCUUUGCAAAGAGUGAUUACGCACCCUAUUUCUAUGAUAAUGGGCCAAACAGUAACAACGGUAAUAUGGCAUUGUUUAGUCUUUCAGAAGAUACAUUAAAAGGAACACAAAUUUAUGUUCUUAAUGGAAGUGACCCAGAAGGUCAGCCGGUAAAAUAUGGGCUGACCUUUGAACCAGGAUCCAAAGAAUAUUUUCGUGUUCAUCCUAAAUCAGGAGCAGUAACUCUGAUAGAGGAGCUGGACAGAGAGGCACAAGAUGAAAUUGAGGUGUUUGUCAGUAUCUCAGAUGGCCUUAAUAAAGUUGUUGAAAAGGUUACAGUUUUUGUGAUGGAUGUCAAUGAUGAGAGACCACAGUUUCAGAAUAUGCCCUCCAUCGUGGAUGUGCCAGAGAACACAACGUCUGGGAGCAGCAUUUAUAAAUUUUUGGCAGUGGACCGGGACACAGGCUCAGGGGGAUCGGUCUCUUACUUCCUUCAGGGCACUGAAGCCGGCACAAAGUUUGCGAUUGACCACAACAGUGGCGUGCUAAGAAUAAAACCUGGAGAAGUGCUUGACUAUGAAAAAUCACGUACACAUUUCAUCACUGUAGUGGCAAAGGACGGGGGUGGCAAUCACCAGGGAAAACAAAUAAUGAUGACAUCAUCUGCCACUUUAACAAUAAAUGUGAUUGAUAUUCAAGACACUUCCCCUAUGUUUGUUGGCACACCUUACUUUUGUUAUGUCUACGAAGUCUCAUCACCUGGCUCUGAGAUAUGUACAGUUUUUGCGAAAGAUGGAGACAUGGAAAAUCCAAAUCCAAUCAUUUAUUCAGUAGACUCUGGAGCAGAUGGAGCUUUUAGCAUGAAUAAAACCACUGGCUGUAUCACUCUGAAAGUGUACCCAACCCAACUGAAGAAGGAACUCUUCAAUAUAAAAAUCAAGGCAUCAGAGGUUAAUCCCAACGGAGAAAUAAUAGAUUAUGCCGUUACCACAGCAACCAUCCGGGUAGUGGACCUGAACAACCAUCCACCCACUUUUUACGGAGAGAAUGGGCCACAAAACACGUUUGAGUUAACAAUGUAUGAACAUCCUCCAGAGGGAGAGAUUCUGAGAGGCUUAAAAAUCACAGUCAAUGACUCAGAUCAGGGAUCAAAUGCAAAAUUUCACCUUAGACUGGUGGGCCCAGGUCGGAUGUUACGAGUGGUCCCUCAAACUGUCCUGAAUGAAGCUCAGGUCACUGUCCUAGUAGAAGAUUCUGCUUCUAUAGACUAUGAGAAAUCACAAUUCCUGACAUUUAAGCUCCUUGCUGUAGAGAUUGACACACCCGAGAGAUUCAGUGCUACUGCAGAUAUAAUAAUUCAUCUACUAGACACCAACGAUAAUGCUCCAAAAUUCACUUCGGAUUUUUACAUUGCUCGGAUUCCAGAGAAUUCACCUGGAGGCUCCAAUGUCGUGUCUGUGACAGCCACAGAUCCUGAUUCUGGUCUUUGGGGAUUGGUCAGAUACUCCAUCUAUGGCUCAGGUGCAGACCUGUUUCUCAUUCAACCUGAUUCUGGAAUCAUCUACACUCAGCCCUGGGCCAGUCUGGACGCUGAGGUUAAAUCCAAAUAUAACUUCUAUGUGAAGGCUGAAGACACAGAGGGAAAAUACAGUCUUGCCGAAGUAUUUGUUACCAUUCUGGACCUCAAUGAUCAUUCGCCAGCAUUUAAUGAAAACUCUCUGGAGAAGACAAUGAUUAUUGGUGCACCGGUGAAAAUAGAGGCAGUCGAUGAAGAUGCAGAGGAGCCGAACAAUGUAAUUGAAUACUCCAUCAUGAAAGCCGACCCAGACAAUAUAUUUGACAUUGAUGCAGACACAGGAGAAAUAAAGCUAAAGCCCUACAUUAAGUCAAUGGACAUAGUCCAAAACAUCACUAACCAAAGAGACUGUACCUGGUCUGUAGUAGUUCAAGCCAAAGACAGAGGUUCUCCAUCCUUUAGCACCACCACUAUAGUGAAGAUUGACAUCACAGAAGCGACUCAACUCAGAGGACCUUUGGCGUCCUUUUUAAUGAAAAGUAGGGAAAAUCCAAUGCAGAUCCUAGGCUUGAUUGGGGGUGUCAUUGUAAUCGUGAUUUUUGUGACCAUCUUGAUCUCUACCAUUAUAUACAUAAGAAACACAAAGUCCAACAAGAUCCUGCCCUCCCGACGCAUCAUAAGGAGGAAACGUAGACCUCGGAGACAAGAGAACUUUCAACAACCAUUUACAGAGGAAAAUCAUGGAGACGAGGGAGAUAACGUUAACUUCAACAAUAACCUCAGUGUGUGUAAACAUCGAGCCCCACCGUCACCUCCUAAUGCCCCUGAUCUUCCCCCGCCCUUGCCAAGUCACUACAGGAACAGUAAGAGGGAUUGGACAGUACCCACCGUUUCCGCCUCUGUGGCCUCCAAGACGAAGAAAAAGUCUUUUAGGGGUAAAGACAACCCUGUCAACACCGCACUGGUUUCUGAGCUCAAACUGAGACUGGAACAGAAAAAUAUGGCCAACCGAUACUGAUUAUCUUUGUAAAGAAUGUACUACAGAAGAAUUGUCCAUUUGCUAAUAUCCAGUCAUGUUUCUUCUGAGCAAGAAGAUUUGCUGAAGGGAUGAAUCAUUACAAGGACAAGACCUCAACAUCUAUUGACCUCUUCUGCCAACUCUGCAAGCUGCUUACUGAAUCUUUUCUAAUGUAUACGGACUUAUUCGGGGAUAUAGGCUGAACCUAAUGGAUAGUGAAAGAGAAGCUAAAACCCAGCUAAUCAGUAUGCUGUGUACUGCCCUCUUAUGGUGGAAAACAAUCAUUGGUUCACACCCUCUUGUACGAUGUACAAUUCUCCAUUUUAGGUUACUUUAGACGUUUUUAUACAUGGAUGUGUAACAUACUGGUUUGUCAUAAAAUCAAACACAAAAAGGGACCAACGCUGAAAAUUAAAUAUGCCUGUUUAUAAUCAUUUUCAUUUACUCACUCACUGUAUGGAUUUUUUUUUUUUUUAAGGCCGUGAAUGUAUCCAAUGUGGAUCUCAUACAGUAUCUUAUAUUUCUUCAAUGAAAUAACUUUUAAAAUGCCAAAUUAUUUAUAAACAUUUGCUGUUUUAUAUGAAUAUUUUAUUAGACAGUCUUUUAACUGUUCAGUCUAAUAUUUUACUCUUAAACGUCCCAAGCAUAUCUAGUAGACUUAAUAUCUAAACUAAAGCUUUGUUCACUGGUUGACAACAAUCGUUUCAGUAUUAAAGGAUUAGUCCAUUUUCUUAAAA
This is a messenger RNA of Misgurnus anguillicaudatus (oriental weatherfish), 4304 nucleotides long. It is a transcript of the gene cdhr1a, whose product is annotated as cadherin-related family member 1a. Gene Ontology annotation, cellular component: plasma membrane. Lineage: Eukaryota; Metazoa; Chordata; Actinopteri; Cypriniformes; Cobitidae. The record is from RefSeq and is a predicted model, not a curated record. Gene Ontology annotation, molecular function: calcium ion binding. Gene Ontology annotation, biological process: homophilic cell-cell adhesion.